This is a messenger RNA of Rubroshorea leprosula, 2026 nucleotides long. NCBI's taxonomy places the organism in Eukaryota, Viridiplantae, Streptophyta, Magnoliopsida, Malvales, Dipterocarpaceae. The record is from the annotation of a GenBank genome assembly.
AUAUCUCAUUCCCCACACGCAAAAGAACAAUCUCAUCUGCUCUCAAAAUUUCUUUCCUCAUCUCCUCUAGUCGAGCUCCCGAAAAAUGGCAUGCCCUGGGUUCUUGCAUAUAUGCGCGUUUGUUCUUCUGGCUUCAUCAUUUGCUUCUGCUGCAGUCGUGGAACACACCUUUACUGUGCAAAACCUGACGGUAACGCGGCUGUGCAAUCAGCGGGUGAUUACCGCGGUAAAUAACAAGCUACCCGGUCCAACCCUCCAUGUUCAUGAAGGUGACACUGUUAUUGUUCAUGUCAUUAACAACUCACCCUACAACCUCACCAUUCAUUGGCACGGUAUAUUUCAGAAACUGAGCGCAUGGGCAGAUGGACCAAGCAUGAUAACACAAUGUCCAAUACUCCCUGGAAAUCAGUACACAUACAAAUUCCAAAUCAUCGAUCAAGAAGGAACCCUCUGGUGGCAUGCUCACUCCUCGUGGCUACGUGCCACCGUCUAUGGUGCACUCAUCAUCCGCCCCAAAAAGGGUCAAUCCUACCCCUUCCCCAAACCUUACAAGGAAGUCCCCAUCGUAUUGGGUGAGUGGUGGGACGCUAACGUCAUCGACGUUGAGAACGAAGCUCUUGCCACCGGCGCUGCCCCAAACAAUUCCGAUGCUUACACGAUAAACGGAUUGCCCGGAGAUUUAUACAACUGCUCUCAGAGUCAGACAUACACGCUUAAUGUGAAGCAAGGAAAUGUCUAUCUCCUACGCAUAAUCAACGCUGCGCUCAAUAAUCAACACUUUUUCAAGAUAGCCAAUCACAAUAUGACAGUUGUUGCCGUCGACGCCAGUUACACCAAUCCCUACGUCACCGACGUGGUUGUGAUAGCCCCUGGCCAGACUGUCGACGUUUUGUUAUGGGCCGACCAGCCGGUGGGAUCUUACUACAUGGCAGCUACACCAUACGCUAGUGCAGCCGGGGUGCAGAUCGACAACACCACGACGAGGGGCAUAAUUGUCUACGACGGCGCCGCUUCCACCGCGACCCCCCAAAUGCCGGCCCUCCCCGCCUCCAACGACACCCCCACGGCCCACAAGUUCUACACUAACAUAACUGGAUUGGUAGGUGCGCCUCAUUGGGUCCCAGUCCCAACCAAGGUGGACAAACGUAUGUUCGUAACCGUUGGAUUGGCCUUGGAAGCCUGCCCAGAAAACACCACAUGUCAAUUCUCCAUCAGCGGGACUGCCAUCAACAACACUAAAUUCUCAGCAAGCAUGAACAAUGCCUCCUUCGAGCUCCCCACCACCCUGUCUGUCCUUCAAGCGUUCUUUUUCAAUGUCCCCGGCAUUUACACCACCGAUUUCCCGAGCCGACCGCCGCUCAAGUUUGACUACACAAACUCCAACCUCAGCUUCGACACUUCCUUGUUGUUCGCGCCAAAAUCAACCAAGGUCACGAGGCUCCAGUACAAUACCACGGUGGAGUUGGUCUUCCAGGACACCUCCCUUAUCGGCGUUGAGAACCAUCCCAUGCACAUCCACGGCUUUAACUUCCACGUGCUGGCUCAAGGGUUCGGAAACUAUGACCCUUCCAAACAUCAGAAGUUGUUCAAUCUCGUCAACCCACAGAUAAGGAACACCAUCGCCGUGCCGGUCGGAGGAUGGGCCGUCAUCAGAUUUACAGCAAAUAAUCCAGGGGCAUGGAUCACGCACUGUCACCUAGACGUGCACCUUCCUGUGGGACUGGCCACCGCUUUCGUGGUGGAGAAUGGGCCAACGCCGUCGACGACCUUGCCUCCACCACCGGCAGAUCUACCACAAUGUUAGACUUCGUACUUAAUUGACCACUGCAUGACAAUAGUUAAUGAAAUUCCUCAGUUGAUAUAUGGUUCUUUCAUAUACUAUUUAUUCAAUCUGUAAAAGUUUGGCAUUUCACUUCCAUUGAUUCAAUGAAUUGAAAUAAUAAAUUAUUUGUGUAUUCCAUUUAAUCAUGUUGUAAAAGAAUUCAAGUUCAUACCCAUUUGAUGGUAAUAAAAUAUUUCUUUUGAC